This is a messenger RNA of Nerophis lumbriciformis (worm pipefish), 5170 nucleotides long. It is a transcript of the gene magi2a, whose product is annotated as membrane associated guanylate kinase, WW and PDZ domain containing 2a. NCBI's taxonomy places the organism in Eukaryota, Metazoa, Chordata, Actinopteri, Syngnathiformes, Syngnathidae. Gene Ontology annotation, cellular component: cytoplasm; cell-cell junction; dendrite. The record is from RefSeq and is a predicted model, not a curated record. Gene Ontology annotation, biological process: signal transduction; receptor clustering. Gene Ontology annotation, molecular function: type II activin receptor binding; signaling receptor complex adaptor activity; SMAD binding.
UGAGCGCUUUGAACACCACACGGAGUGAUGAUCCAGCUGCUUCACAGAGGACAUGGACUCAAGUGACGGCCAACACUGAGACGUUACCCCGGGGGUGGGGGAGACUCAAAGUGCGCUGGAACUUUCCUCCCCCGCCUCAAUGUGAGCCAUGUCCAAGAGUCUGAAUAGGAAGAAGAACCACUGGAGCAACAAAGUCCACGAGAGCGUCCUCGGCCGGAGCGCGGAGGGAAAGCUGUUGGCUCCGGAGCUGAAGGGCGGUGCGGAGCAUGGACAGUUCCCGCUCGUGGGCGAGCUUCCCCCCGGUGGAGCUCCGUGCCAAAGCGGCAGCUUCCUCCUCCAGGGCGAGCUUCUGCUGGAGGUGAACGACACCCCGGUGGCAGGGCUCACCAGCCGGGACGUGCAGGCGGUGGUGAAGCACAGCAAGGAGCCGGUGAGACUCAAGUGUGUCAAACAAGGGGGCGUGAUCGACAAGGACCUGUGCCGCUACCUCAACCUGCGAUUCCAGAAAGGCUCGGUGGACCACGAGCUGCAGCAGAUCAUCCGGGACAACCUCUACCUUCGCACCAUCCCCUGCACGACCAGGCAGCCCAAGGAAGGAGAGGUCCCGGGGGUGGAUUAUAAUUUUGUGACCGUUGAAAGGUUUCUGGAAUUGGAAAAAAGCGGUGCCUUGCUUGAGAGCGGAACCUAUGAAGAUAACUUUUACGGCACCCCCAAGCCUCCCGCCGAGCCCAGCACUCCGCUGCUAAAUGUAACGGACCAGCUGCUGCCGGGCGCCAGACCCAGCUCCGAGGGCAAGCGCAAGCGGAACAAGUCGGUCAGCAACAUGGAGAAAGCCAGCAUUGAGCCGCCAGAGGACGAGGAGGAGGAGAGGCCUGUUGUCAACGGCAACGGCGUCGCCCUCACCCCAGAGGCAAGCGAACAUGAGGACAAGAGUACUCUGGGGGAUGCUUUGCCCCCGCCCUGCAACAUGGCCGACGUCCCCACCGAGGCGCCCAAUGACCCGACACAGUCUCCGAAAAUACUCCCCAAUUUGGAGGCCAAUGACGAGUUGGGGCCGUUGCCGGACAACUGGGAGAUGGCAUACACAGAGAAAGGAGAAGUCUACUUCAUAGACCACAACACCAAGACCACGUCGUGGUUGGACCCAAGGCUCGCCAAGAGGGCCAAGCCGCCCGAGGAGUGCAAAGAGGAUGAGCUUCCAUAUGGUUGGGAGAAAAUUGACGACCCCAUUUAUGGCAGCUAUUAUGUGGAUCAUAUAAAUAGAAGGACUCAGUUUGAGAACCCGGUUCUGGAGGCCAAGAGGAGAGUCCAGCAGCAGCAGCAGAUGCAAAGCCAGGGCCUGUCCUCACUUCCGCUGCCUGCCAUCUACAGAGAGAAGCCGCUGUUCACGCGCGACCCCACUCAGCUGAAAGGCAGCUUCCUGUCCACGGCACUCCAGAAGAGUAACAUGGGCUUUGGCUUCACUAUCAUCGGAGGCGACGAGCCCGACGAGUUCCUCCAGGUGAAGAGUGUCAUCCCCGACGGGCCGGCCGCCGCUGACGCAAAGAUGGCCACAGGUGACGUCAUCGUCUACAUCAACGAUGUCUGCGUCCUGGGUACCACGCACGCCGACGUGGUCAAACUGUUCCAGUCAGUGCCCAUCGGUCAAAGCGUGACGUUGGUUCUGUGUCGAGGUUACCCGCUGCCGUACGAGCCCGAAGAGAACACCACCAACAACACCACCACCAUCAUUUCCCCGUUGGGCAUCAUGGACCAGCGCCCUCUGGUGGUGAACGGCCGCCCCGGCUACGACAACUACUUGGACUACAUUACCCACACGGCCCGAUUCGCUCCGGACCCGAGCCAGGACCACGCCCAGCAGCAGCAGCUCCUCCCCCCUCACCCGGGCGACACCCACCUGGACGGAUCGCUUGCCUCCGCUGCCACGCCCCCUGACAGCGUCUCCAUGGCGUCGUCGGGGGCGACGCAAGGCGAGCUGCUGACUCUCACUAUGGUGAAGGGCGCGGACGGGUUCGGGUUCACCAUCGCAGACAGCCCCGCGGGCCAGCGGGUCAAGCAGAUUCUGGAGCCGCUCGGCUGCCCCGGAGUGAGCGAGGGCGACCUGAUUGUGGAGAUCAACAAGCAGGCGGUGCACGGAUUCACGCAUGUGCAGGUGGUGGAGCUGCUCAAGGAGUGUGCGGUCGGCGUCGAGACCUGUCUGCUGGUCCAGAGAGGGGGAGCAGGUCAUUAUUCACCCUGGAAGAGCUCCAAGCAGGUGUCGGAGCAGUGGGAGACCCCGCAGGGCCUGAGCAGCCCCGCUCAGACCGGCCUGUCAGGCCCUGUAAUUUCCAACAGCGCCCCCUACCCCAAGCAGCACCAACACCACCUCCUCCACAGACCCUCAGUGCCUUCGGACUCUGCCUCUGAGGCUCUGUCCAAGCAAGCAGACCUUUUUGGCGUGUAUGAGAAGUCCAGGGCGUUGUAUGAGAAACAAGCAGGCCCUCCGAGGACAACCUUCCCCGCCGACUCCUCCUCAGCCUCAGGGAGCGAGUACCAGGACAUGGAGGUCCACCUGCGGAGACAGAAGUCCGGGUUCGGGUUCAGGGUCCUGGGCGGGGAAGAGCCGGGGCAGCCUGUGAGUCCGGAGACACGUGAGAAGCAGAUAUUAAUCGGCGCCAUCAUCGAGAAGAGCCCGGCGGACCUGGACGGACGACUGCGACCCGGCGACGAGCUCCUCUUUGUGGACGGCAUUCCCGUGGUGGGGAAGCCGCAUCGCUACGUCAUCGACCUGAUGCACGGAGCGGCGCGGAACGGCCAGGUCAAUCUGGUCAUUAGGAGGAGGGUCCAGGCCACGGGCGACUCCUGCCAGGAGAACGGUCGCCAUUCGGGUUCGGUGUCCACGCAGCACAGUUCGCCGCGUAGCGACCUCACGUACGCCAACAGCACCGGGACCAUGCAGGCAGGGGUCGCUUCCGACGCAAAUGCGCAACCUAGCGACGUCCUCAUCCACCGGAAGGAGAGCGAAGGCUUCGGCUUCGUCAUCAUCAGCUCACUCAACCGGCCCGAGGCGCCUGCCGCUAACCCUGUGCCACACAAGAUUGGACGCAUCAUUGAGGGAAGCCCGGCCGACCGCUGCGGGAAGCUAAAAGUGGGAGAUCGUAUCCUGGCGGUCAACAGUCAGUCCAUCGUCAGCAUGCCGCACGGAGACAUCGUCAAGCUGAUCAAGGAUGCCGGACUCAGCGUCACCUUGAGGAUCAUUCCACAGGAAGAGGUCAUCAACCCUCCUUCAGCUCCCACUUCUGAGAAGCAAAGCCCCUUGACACAGCAGCACAGCCCCAAGACGCAGCAGCCCGGCGGUGGGGGCACCCUACAGCCCGGCCCGGGUGUCCAGACUCCAGAGUCCAAUGCCAAGCCCCACCAGAGUCCCGUCACCAAACUGCCCGUCCCCCCGCCUCAGACCACCUAUGCCCACGAGGGAAGUUACAGGUCAGAGGUCAAAGCCAGGCAGGACGUCAAACCAGACAUCCGACAGCCGCCAUUCACCGACUACCGCCAGCCGCCAGUGGACUACCGGCACCCCCCAGUGGCCGACUACCGAGCGCCGCCCACGUUGGACUACAGGCACCCGCCGCUCUUGGACUAUCGGCCACAGUUUGCCGUCCCGGACUACAGAAUGCCGCCGGUUCAACUCUCCCAAGACUUUGACUUCUUCACGGUGGAGCUGGACAAGAGCGUCAAAGGCUUCGGGUUUAGCAUCCGAGGAGGUCGGGAAUACAAGAUGGACCUUUUUGUCCUCAGACUGGCCGAGGACGGGCCGGCGGUCCGCAACGGGAGGAUGAGGGUCGGAGACCAGAUCAUUGAGAUCAACGGCGAGACCACCAGAGACAUGACGCACGGCCGCGCCAUCGAGCUGAUCAAGUCCGGGGGCCGGCGGGUGCGUCUCCUCCUGAAGAGGGGCACAGGCCAGGUGCCAGAGUACGACAAUAACACCUCAUGGGAUGCUCACCCUGCAGCCCCCCCAAGCCUGUCGGAAGUAGCCCCGCCUCCUGGCGGCCUUUCCACGACAUCGCCUUCAUCAUCCCACCCGGCCGAGCUGCGCCAGAGAGAUGAUCCCGUCAGGAGAUUAAUGGAGGAAGGUGGCAGGUCCGCCCCCGUGGGGCACAGGGCGCUGCCCCCUGCUGAGGGGGAGGGGCCUAAACGCGCCAUGUCCUCCAAACAUCUGCAUGCCAACGGGAGCAGCAAGGAAGAGAUGGAGCCCAGACCUAAAGAGAAGGACUCGGUAGAGACCUGGUCCGGUAAGAGUGGCGGUGGAGCGGCGAGGAAGUCCACCGUCUCUCCUGGACCCUGGAAGAUCCCGGGAUCGGACAAGCUGCCCAGCACUCUGCGAGCAGGAGCGUCCACGCUCAGCAGAUAACCCACUUUCCCCGCAUCAAAUCCACGUUUUAUUUAUCAGACUCUUCGCUAAAUUAUUUGACACCCACCACCUUAAAAACUGGAGUCAUCUUCCUCGUUUGGAGACCAAACCACAGCCGAACUCCGAACCAAUCAGCACCUGUGGUUUGACGUCAUAUAUAUGACGACACCGUGGAUUCUGUUGUAGGACUACUGGACGUUGCCUUAAGGAGACCGCGUGGGCCCACAAUCAGAAGAAAUGUACAUAGGAGGAUGGACGACGUGGCAGAGAGUGCCUUAGAGGGACUCCAUGUUAAAAAGGCUGCUUUGAAGAUACUAAACUGUGGAAUACACUUAUUUCCCUACAGAUCCGUUUUUAUUUCUAAAAAAAAACGCCAAACUAGGUUCUCCAUGGAAGCAUCUUGAACGUUUUUAUACGCUUUCAUCGCGGUUGCUAUGGCGACGUGUCGGACCCGAAAGCCCAACCCGGAGCGUGUCGACAGGACUUCUCUCUCCUCUUCGUCUGUUGGCCGACAAAAACCAAAACGUGCACGUUGGUGUGCACAUGUGUGUGUGCGCGCGUGUGUGUGUAUGUGUGUGUUGAUUACACACAGCUCAGAAUCACUGUGUAGUGUAUAAAAUUAAAAAAAAAAAAAACGACCUAAGGGACUUCUCACGGUGGUCACCAAGUAUUUUUAUGAUGAAAUGCAGCACAAUAGAUAUAUUAACUUGUUUUUUUUCAGAAAUCUUGUUUACUUGUAUGAUAAUCUGACAAAUAAAACAUUGACACAACACGAAA